AUGAUAGAAAACAAACGUAGAGAUGAAUUAAUCGAAAGAUUGGCAAAUCAGAUGAUUACGAACAGUGGGGCAGCACCUGCACAGCCAGCUGAUCAUCCCAUAGUCCCCGAACACUCACAAGGUCUUUGUGUGUUCCCAGAAAUUUUGAGAAACAUUGGGAAUUUUGAUGAAACCCAUUCGAAGGCAGUUUUGUGGUUGGACACAUUAAAUUGUGCGCAAACCCUACACCAAAUUCCAGACAGCUACAUGCUGGAAAUCACAAGAAUGAGGUUAGUAGAAGGAGCUAAAUAUUGA
Ceutorhynchus assimilis (cabbage seed weevil) is the source of this 294-nucleotide messenger RNA. The record is from the annotation of a GenBank genome assembly. NCBI's taxonomy places the organism in Eukaryota, Metazoa, Arthropoda, Insecta, Coleoptera, Curculionidae.